AUGGCCGCUUCUGAGCUACCGGCAGGAUGUGUCGUCAUGGAGGGCUGGCUCAUGAAGCGGAGCCAGCAGCUCCUCCAGUGGCGCUGGCGAUAUGUUAAGCUCACCUCCGACCAGCACCUUGCGACCUUCACGUCCGAGCAGGGCGACGUCCUCACGAAUGAUGUCGACAUCGGUGGAGCCACUGCAGAGGCCACGGACUUCUUCCUGGCCGCUCCGGUGGAGUUCGGCUUCCUUGUGGCAUGCCGUGACAAAACGCUCCGCUUUGCGGCCGAGACGGCUGCCACGCGUGAGGAGUGGCUCCGGAAAAUCGCGAGCAUCGCUGGCCGAGAAAGUUUGGAUCCGGAGAAGGACGAGAGCCCGGGCUUCCGCCGCAGAGACUCGCCCAGCUCUUCAAUACUCCUGCAGCCUCUUGAGGAGUUUGUCGGUGAAGAGAGCCCAAAGGCCGGCAGUCCGGGCAAGGGCAAGGGCUCCAAGGGUCCUGGCAAGCCGGGCAAAGGCGGCCCUGGCAAGGGCCCCGGCAAGGCUCCGCCAAAGGGCAAAGGCAAAGGGCCCCCUGUCCCCGGAAAGGGGGUCCCUCGCUUGCGAACCAUGCCGAAGGCUUCGAGCCUACCGCUGGGUCGCCGCCUUUCUGUUCGGAUGCUCAAUGCAGACCAGGUUGCCGCCUUCGCCCCGGAGAAGAGGGACCACGCAUCGAGCUCUGAUGACGAGCCCAGCCCUUUGAACCCGGCGGCCGUGGAUUUGGAGGCCGAAGUACCACGAAGACCGCUUGGUUCGGUUGAGGGAGCGCGCCAGCCCUUGCUGCACCUAGGAGGGACGUAG
This is a messenger RNA of Symbiodinium natans, 819 nucleotides long. The record is from the annotation of a GenBank genome assembly. NCBI's taxonomy places the organism in Eukaryota, Dinophyceae, Suessiales, Symbiodiniaceae.